GUAGGCCUCCUGUUUUUCUCCCCAACCCGGAGUCCUCCCGGCCCCCACCGCCUCGAUGCAACGUCCAAGUGAGCACAACACGGAGGCUGCCGUCGAUCACACGCGGAGGAGAAGUGUGGCUCACACAUGAAGAUUAGUCAGUGCCUGGAAGGAUAGGAUCGAAAACAGCUAGUUUUGCCCACAGACAUUUCGGAAAGCUUGGUUGAUCACCAUGUUGUUUCCGUGGACUGUUGCCCUUUCGUGACCCCAAUGACCUCAACGGCCGUUUUGACUUUUAGAGUCAGCUUUGACCCCACACCCUUUCUACGACCCCCGAGAAAAGACAUAAACUGACCACGUGCAUAAGCUGCAUUGGGUUGGUCUUCCAAAUGCCUACCUCACGCCUAAAGAGCAAAUCACUGCAGCCACAGCCCUGAUCAGCAGCAGCCAUGACAUCAAGCAUAGGGGAUGAUUGUAGCAUAUUUGAUGGGUUGAUGGAAGAAGAUGAAAAGGACAAAGCAAAACGCGUGUCCCGAAACAAGUCUGAGAAGAAACGGAGAGACCAGUUCAAUGUCCUCAUCAAGGAACUGGGCACGAUGUUGCCGGGCAAUACCAGGAAGAUGGACAAAUCCACCAUCCUGCAGAAAAGCAUUGACUUCCUGUGUAAACACAAAGAGAUUGCAGCCCAGUCGGAGUCGAGUGAGAUCAGGCAGGACUGGAAACCUCCAUUUCUUAGCAAUGAGGAGUUCACCCAGCUCAUGCUGGAGGCUCUGGAUGGGUUCUUUUUAGCAAUAAUGACCGACGGGAACAUCCUCUACGUCUCUGAGAGUGUCACCUCACUACUUGAACACUUACCGACGGACCUGGUGGACCAGAACCUGUUAAACUUCCUGCCACUUGGGGAACACUCAGAGGUGUACAAGGCUCUGUCCACGCACCCCACCGACCACGAGAACCUUACCUCCGACUACCUGAAGACUAAGAACCACAUGGAGUUCUGCUGCCAUAUGCUGCGAGGGACCAUUGACCCCAAAGAACCGCCUGUCUAUGAAUAUGUAAAGGUCAUUGGCAACUUCAAGUCACUCAACAACGUUCCCAACGCGGCGAGGAAUGGUCUAGCAGGGGUGUUACAGCGGUCACUACAACCGGCGUUUGACGACCAGGUGUGCUUCGUAGCCACUGUUCGGCUGGCCAAACCUCAGUUUAUCAAGGAGAUGUGUACAGUGGAAGAGCCCAAUGAAGAAUUCACCUCUAGGCACAGUCUAGAAUGGAAGUUCCUAUUCUUAGACCAUAGAGCUCCACCAAUCAUAGGCUACCUGCCUUUUGAGGUUCUGGGAACAUCAGGGUACGACUAUUACCAUGUGGACGACCUGGAGACACUUGCCAAGUGUCACGAACACUUGAUGCAGUACGGUAAAGGGAAGUCUUGUUACUAUCGUUUCCUGACUAAAGGUCAACAGUGGAUCUGGCUUCAGACGCACUACUACAUCACCUAUCACCAGUGGAACUCUCGGCCCGAGUUUAUUGUCUGUACGCACACAGUAGUCAGCUAUGCAGAAGUGAGGGCAGAACAGCGCAGAGAGCUGGGCAUUGAGGAGGCUAACCCAGAAGUUACUGUGAAUAAGAGUCAGGACUCUGAGUCCGAGUCACAGCUGAAUACGUCCAGCCUCAAGGAGGCUCUAGAGCGAUUUGACCGCAGCCGAACACCCUCAACCUCCUCACAGAGCUCUCACAAGUCCUCAUCACAUGUCUCCGACAACACAUGCACUUCCUCCAAGCUACACAUGGACACGGCCACACCUCCUCGGCAGUCCUUGGCCUCCACCAUGGAGAUGACAUCACAGCGUCGCUCAUCCAUCAGCAGCCAGUCGAUGAGCUCUCAGACCACAGGACAGAGUGUAACUCCGGGUAUGAUCACUCAUCAGCAGCAGCAACAACAGCAGCAACAACAACAACAACAGCAGCAACAACCACAACAGCAACAACAACAGCAGCAACAACAACAACAGCAACAACAACAACAGCAACCACAGCAGCUACAGACAAACGUACAGCCAGUGAUGGAGUUCUCUGCGCAGGUGAACGCCAUGCAGCAUCUAAAGGAUCAGCUGGAACAGAGGACAAGACUGAUCCAAGCCAACAUCCAGCGGCAGCAGGACGAGCUGAGACACAUCCAAGACCAGCUCCAGAGAGUCCAGGGGCAGGGCAUACAGAUGUUGCUGCAGCAGCAAGGCGGAGCGAUGAAUGUGCAGCUCCCCCAGGUGGGCUCAGUCCAACAAACAACUGCUUUGACCAGUCAAGUCCAGCAAACGACAAUUAACCCCGUCCAUUCAGGAACUCAGCAGCUCACCAUCCAGCAGCAGGCUCCACCCCCCCAGCAGAACCUGCAGCAGCAGCAGCAGCAACAACAACAACAACAGACCAACGCCCUCACACAGCCCCAGCGUCAGACCCAACAACCUCCCCAGGCUCAGCCCCAGACCCAGGGCUCAGUAUCCGCUCCACUGUACAACACCAUGAUGAUUUCCCAGCCAGGGCAGCCCAACGUGCUGCAGAUCAGCACCAGCCUGCCGCAGACCAACACGCAGCAAGGCACCGCAGUGGCCACCUUCACGCAGGAUCGACAGAUCCGGUUCCCAGCAGGGCAGCAGCUGGUGACCAAGCUUGUGACUGCUCCAAUGGCGUGUGGAGCAGUCAUGGUGCCCACCUCCAUGUUCAUGGGACAGGUGGUCACUGCGUACAACCCGUUUGGUGGGCAACAGCAGGGCGGGCAAACCCAGACUCUGACUCUGCAACCAGCCCAACCGCCCCAAGGUCAGCCCGACGGCCAAAACCAGACGACUGUAGUGGCUCAGGGCGGCCAGCAGGGGCAGCAGCAACAACAGCAAUUCCUACAGGGCACUCAUCUUCUCCAUAGCAACCAGUCCACCCAGUUGAUUCUGCAGGCAGCUUUCCCACUCCAACAACAGGGCACAUUCACACAGGCAACGCAGCAACAGCAGCAACAACAACAACAACAACAACAACAACAGCAGCAGCAACGACAACAGCAGCAACAACAACAACAACAACAACAGCAGCAACAAUCUCACCACCAGAGGCACCAGCAGCAACUGAAACCGCAGCCCCAGAAACAGCAGAAAGCCCCGUCAUCGCACAGGACUGACAGUGUCAGCAGCCAACCACAGUAAGGUCUGGAGGAAGAAUGUGUUAGUAUGACGACUACGGGAAAUUUAAGGGAUUGCUGCACACAUCUGUGUUGGUGGCAUGGCUGUCACAAACUUACUUCUCCACCGUCCCCUCCACCCCGAAAAUCAUUGCCCUACCUUCCUCAAUCUGAAAGAAAUGAAUCAUAGGAAAGAGGAAAGCCUGUGAGUCCUCAAGGAACUCGAUUGUCACCAUGGCAACAGGAUGGAUUAAAAUCCCCCCUUCCUUUACCAGAGGCGGAGUUGUGAGGGAGCUCCGGUCUCCGUGGAAAAACCCGGUAA
This is a messenger RNA of Anoplopoma fimbria (sablefish), 3467 nucleotides long. RefSeq names its product clock circadian regulator b (gene clockb). The record is from RefSeq and is a predicted model, not a curated record. Lineage: Eukaryota; Metazoa; Chordata; Actinopteri; Perciformes; Anoplopomatidae. Gene Ontology annotation, cellular component: nucleus; cytoplasm; CLOCK-BMAL transcription complex. Gene Ontology annotation, biological process: regulation of transcription by RNA polymerase II; circadian regulation of gene expression. Gene Ontology annotation, molecular function: DNA-binding transcription factor activity, RNA polymerase II-specific; protein dimerization activity; E-box binding. The transcript has 24 exons. Bases 429 to 3170 code for a protein of 913 amino acids.